AUGUACCAGAAGUUUUCGUUACCAAUUGAUUUCCCUUUAGACUUCAAUCUUCCAAAUAAAGAAGCACCUGAAGAGUGUGAUGUGAAUCAGCAAUCUGUAAUCGUUAACCUUUUCAGUGGCAGGAAACCAGUAUGCCUACAUUUUCCAACUGCUGCUUGCAUUAAAAUCUUCGAUUUGAAGCAGAUCAUCUUCAAUCGUAUGUUGAUUGAUCCUGAAGAACAACAAUAUUACACACUGGCUGGAAAAUGGCUGGGUGAUUCUAUUCAAGUGUUUGAAUCCGAAGAUGUAGA
Messenger RNA from Scutellospora calospora, 290 nucleotides. The record is from the annotation of a GenBank genome assembly. NCBI's taxonomy places the organism in Eukaryota, Fungi, Glomeromycota, Glomeromycetes, Diversisporales, Gigasporaceae.